Molecule: messenger RNA, 875 nt
Organism: Punica granatum (pomegranate)
Lineage: Eukaryota; Viridiplantae; Streptophyta; Magnoliopsida; Myrtales; Lythraceae
Source: RefSeq, a predicted model, not a curated record
UGCUGCGGCCUCUCAUCUUCUCCUUCGGACAGGUCACUGAAUCCAACUGAGGAAAAUGGCACCAAAACCGGAGACCCAGGCCUCGCCCUCCUCCGCCUCAGAUCCGCUGUCAUCCGCCGCCGGAGCAGCCGGCUUAAUCGACCCCGUCUUCCACAUCCUCAGUAUCCUCCCCUACAGCUUCCUCCGCCCGCCCCGCCUCCGCCUCAAGCUCCCAACCCUAACCCUCCCUUCCCCCAUGACCGUCUACGCCCUCAUCCUCCUCACCUACUUCAUGGUCGUCUCCGGAAUCGUCUACGACGUCAUCGUCGAGCCCCCGGGGAUCGGGUCCUCCCAGGAUCCCGUCACAGGAUCCGUCCGCCCGGUCGUGUUCCUGCCCGGCAGAGUCAACGGGCAGUACAUCAUUGAAGGUCUCUCGUCCGGGUUCAUGUUUGUAAUCGGUGGGAUAGGAAUCGUCUUUAUGGAUAUGGCUCUGGACAAGAACCGGGCAAAGAGUGUGAAGUCCUCAUAUGCUACUGCUGGGGUUCUUUCUGUUGUUCUUGCUUAUGUGAUGAUUAUGCUCUUCCUUCGCAUCAAAAUCCCAGCAUAUCUUAGGUGAUUAGAAUCAGCUAUUAUUGGUAAUAUGCUCCUUUUCUGGGUUUUCAUUUUGUCCUCGGCGAACAAUUUUGGAUGAGACAAGUGAUUAUAUAGAUGUGCUCCCCCCCUGCUUGGUUUGACAGAACAUACUGGACGGGGUUGUGUGCUUUUACUAUCUUCAGAUUAUGGUCAGUAGUAUUAAAUGGACUGGUUUGAAGUAUGCCCAAAUGCAAUAUCAAUUUCCGACUGUGACAUGUUUUUGUUGCUUUAAUGCUGCAGGGUCAGAUUUUUGUUUCUGCCAA